Messenger RNA from Pleuronectes platessa (European plaice), 2019 nucleotides. RefSeq names its product glutamate receptor, metabotropic 8a (gene grm8a). Gene Ontology annotation, biological process: regulation of synaptic transmission, glutamatergic; G protein-coupled glutamate receptor signaling pathway. NCBI's taxonomy places the organism in Eukaryota, Metazoa, Chordata, Actinopteri, Pleuronectiformes, Pleuronectidae. The transcript is spliced from 10 exons. The record is from RefSeq and is a predicted model, not a curated record. Gene Ontology annotation, cellular component: membrane. Bases 103 to 2019 code for a protein of 638 amino acids. Gene Ontology annotation, molecular function: group III metabotropic glutamate receptor activity.
CCCCAGGUGAGCUACGCCUCCACAGCUCCGGAACUGAGCGACAACACCCGUUAUGACUUCUUCUCCCGCGUGGUGCCACCGGACUCCUACCAGGCCCAGGCCAUGAUGGACAUCGUCACGGCGAUGGAGUGGAACUACGUGUCCACGCUCGCCUCCGAGGGAAACUACGGCGAGAGCGGCGUGGAGGCCUUCAUCCAGAUCUCCAGAGAAACCGGUGGUGUGUGUAUCGCCCAGUCCUUGAAGAUCCCCAGGGAGCCCCGAACGGGCGAGUUUGACAAGAUCAUCCGACGCCUGCUGGAGACCUCCAACGCCAGGGCGGUCAUCAUGUUCGCUAAUGAGGACGACAUCCGACGAGUUCUGGAUGCAGCUAAAAAGAACAACCAGACGGGCCACUUCCUGUGGGUGGGUUCAGACAGCUGGGGGUCCAAAAUCUCCCCUGUGAUUGGCCAGGAGAGAGUGUCUGAGGGCGCCAUCACGAUACUUCCCAAACGGGCUUCUGUGGACGCGUUUGACCGGUACUUCCGCAGCCGCUCGCUGUCCAACAACAGGAGGAACGUGUGGUUUGCUGAGUUCUGGGAGGAAAACUUCAACUGCAAGCUGGGGAUGCAUGGCAAGCGAACCGGCAGCCUGAAGAAAUGCACAGCUUUAGAAAAAGUGGGCCGGGAUUCCAGCUACGAGCAGGAGGGGAAGGUUCAGUUUGUGAUGGACGCCGUGUACGCCAUGGCCCACGCUCUGCACCGCAUGCACCGGGAGCUGUGCUACGGCUACCCGGGCCUCUGCCCGCGCAUGGCCAGCAACAUCGACGGCAAAGAGCUGCUCAGCCACAUCCGCGCCGUCAACUUCAAUGGAAGUGCGGGUACACCAGUGGUUUUCAAUGAGAACGGCGACGCUCCAGGAAGAUACGACAUCUUCCAGUACCAGAUCAGCAACAGAUCUAUAGCGGAGUACAGAGUCAUCGGCUCCUGGACCAAUAAGCUUCACCUCAAAGUGGAGGCCAUGCGUUGGAAGAUGGGUGAUCCGUCUCUCCCAGCAUCUGUAUGCAGCGUACCCUGCCGCGCCGGCGAGAGGAAGAAGGUGGUGAAAGGUGUGCCGUGUUGUUGGCACUGUGAGCGCUGUGAGGGAUACCACUAUCAGGCGUCCGAGUUCACCUGUGAGCUGUGUCCGUACGAGAUGCGGCCCGACGUCAACCGCACCGGCUGCGUCGCCAUCCCCAUCAUCAAGCUGGAGUGGCACUCCCCCUGGGCCAUCUUCCCCGUCUUCAUCUCCAUGCUGGGCAUCAUCGCCACCUCCUUCGUCAUCGUCACGUUCGUCCGGUACAACGACACGCCCAUCGUGCGCGCGUCCGGCCGCGAGAUGAGCUACGUGCUGCUGACGGGAAUCUUCCUGUGCUACGCCAUCACGUUCCUGAUGAUCGCCACGCCGGACGUGGGCGUGUGCUCGUUCAGGAGGAUCUUCCUGGGCCUGGGGAUGUGCUUCAGCUACGCCGCCCUGCUCACCAAGACCAACCGGAUACACCGCAUCUUCGAACAGGGGAAGAAGUCCGUAACUGCACCCAGGUUCAUCUCCCCGGCCUCCCAGCUCGUCAUCACCUUCUCCCUGAUCUCGGUUCAGCUCAUGGGAGUCUUCGUCUGGUUCGCCGUGGACCCCCCGCACACCAUGGUGGACUACGGCGAGCAGCGGACCCAGGACCCCACGUCGGCGCGCGGCGUCCUCAAGUGCGACAUCUCGGACCUGUCGCUCAUCUGCUCCCUGGGCUACUCCAUCCUGCUGAUGGUGACGUGCACGGUGUACGCCAUCAAGACGCGCGGCGUGCCCGAGACCUUCAACGAGGCCAAGCCCAUCGGAUUUACCAUGUACACCACCUGUAUCAUCUGGCUGGCGUUCAUCCCCAUCUUCUUUGGCACGUCGCAGUCCGCAGAGAGGCGGAUGGAGAUUGAUCAGCUGUCAUGGGGAUUAAUCAGAGAGCAGGCCGCCAUUAAGGCAGCAGAUGCUCAGGAGGUCGAACUGGUCUUCCCUUAA